This is a messenger RNA of Betta splendens (Siamese fighting fish), 2281 nucleotides long. RefSeq names its product N-terminal EF-hand calcium binding protein 3 (gene necab3). Gene Ontology annotation, biological process: regulation of amyloid precursor protein biosynthetic process. Bases 395 to 1492 code for a protein of 365 amino acids. Gene Ontology annotation, molecular function: calcium ion binding. Lineage: Eukaryota; Metazoa; Chordata; Actinopteri; Anabantiformes; Osphronemidae. The transcript has 13 exons. The record is from RefSeq and is a predicted model, not a curated record. Gene Ontology annotation, cellular component: endoplasmic reticulum; cytoplasm; Golgi cis cisterna.
UCAUUUGAUUCGUCACCGGCGCUGACCCACAGCGUCCACCAGAGGGCAGUGUCUGCCCACAACUGGACUCCUGCCGCAAAAAGUUGGCCGCACAAGCAUCCCUGCUGUGACAUUGUUUCAUAUCCGUGAACGCUGGACUCAGCAAAGUGCGCGUGGCUCCCUGCUGUGCGGCAGGACGCGUUUUAUGGGCACGGGGUCCGCCCCGAGCCGGUCCCAGCGGCUCCAGCAGGAGGGGCUGGCGGCGCAGCAGCCUCCGAGUCCCCGCCCGCUCGCGCGCACUUGACAUCUCUCUCACCUGCAGCCGCGCCGCUCCUCCUCACUCCGCUCCAGCCUCCUCAGCAGACAGCCGUCGAGCCCCAAGCCACGACCGAGGUGCUUCACGACGCGCUCAAAGAUGCUGGCGUGCACGGAGAUGAUCACUAUGUGCCUGCAGUCGGCCAAGCAGAAGCAUCUGCGGGCUCAGCAGCAGCAGCAGCAGCAGCAGCAGCUGCUGCACAGCGCCGGACAAGGGCUCACUAUCUUUCAUGAUAUUUUCCGCCGCGCGGACAAAAACGAUGACGGCAAGCUGUCGUUCGACGAGUUCAACGCGUACUUCGCCGACGGGAUCCUGAGCACCGAGGAGCUGCAGGAGCUCUUCUUCUCCAUAGACGGCCGACAGAACAAUAAUCUGGACACCGACAAGCUGUCAGAUUAUUUCUCUCAGCACCUGGGGGCAUAUCUGAACGUCCUAUCAGCUCUGGAGAGCCUCAACGUGGCCAUUUUAAAAGCGAUGGAUAAAACCAAAGAGGAGUACCAGGGCUCCAGUGUGCUGGGCCAGUUCGUCACCAGGUUCAUGCUGAGGGAGACGUCCAGUCAGCUGCAGUCUCUGCAGAGGUCGCUGCAGUGCGCCAUGGAGGCCGUGGAGGAGCAGAGCGGCCCCGACCCGAGGGAGGUGAAGGAACCCGAGCUGACAGCGCUACAGAGGAAUGGCAGGCGCUGCGGUCGCAGGAUCCAUAACAACUUGUGCAUGUCUCCAUCAGAUCCCUGCUCCGGCGUCCUGACCAACGGUGUGAGUCCGCAGGACGGCGAGACCUGGUGCUCCCAAAUCAACCGUCUGCAGCUGCUGCUGGACAAACUGGAGUGCGAGGGACCCAAGCUGGAGCCGCUGAAGGAGGACACGCUGGCCAGCACAUACAAGUCUAACAUCCUGCUCGUGCAGCGGCAGAUGUCGGUGACCGACGAGAGCCUGGACAACUUCCGGAAGGUGCUGCGGAGCUACACGGACGCCACCUCGGCGCAGGCCGACAACCUGCACGUGUCCGUUCAGAAGCUCCCAGGAAAGUCGUGUUACAUAAUGUAUGAGUUCUGGCAGGACCGCAUCUCCUGGAUGAGCUACCUGCAGUCAAACGGCAGCAAAGACUUCCAGCGCUGCGUCAUUGACAUGUUGGAGGACGCCGAGGUGGUUUCUACCAUGCUGAUCCCAGCUUCCUGGUGGAUUAUGAGUAACAACUAACGGCCAGGUCCAACACACGGGCAAAGACACACACACACACACACACACACACACACACACACACGCUUCUACUGUAUGUGUUUGGGAGCGACGGGGGACGGGAUCUGUGGCGUCAUCCAGCAUCGUCUUCAACCUUCCUCUGUGUGUGACUGCUCGUUAUUGUGCCGCUUGCGAGGGUUCGCUGCGCCCUACAGCCGCUCUAUCGUCCCAGAGCGCCCGAGUCGCUGCCAUGCAACAGCCUGGUUGUUCUCAAAGUGUGUGUGUGUUGUUUCCACGUAUUUGACAUCCCGGUGACGGACGACGAGCGAAGCCGCGGACUGUGCGGGCGGCGACUGGAGCAAACGCAGAUGGAGGAACGUGACUAUGAGUCGUCACGCGCUGUGAGGUCACCGAGGGGUCACUGCAGCCUGGACAUGCAUGCAUUUGAACGCACCCUGUAUAUAGGCUGUAUGAUACUGCAGCACUGCUUUCUCUGUAGAUUACUGUGAUGUGCACAGAAUGCCGACCAAGCUCUUAUUGCAGAAACAUCUGUCUGUGGCGUGAUAUUCAGUGGCCAGUUAUUUCCCAUUUCUCUGCCUCAAACUUUAAAAGUGCGCACGCCAUCGUACCACUGCUCCGAGUGUGAGAGGAGAGAGAGAAGUUAUAUAUAUAUUAAAUGUGAUCAUGUAUUUAUUUUGCUCCUGGUACUUUAUGCUUCUGUACAUAUGGAUCUGUUGUGCUUUGUUUGGGCAAUGACCAAUAAUUGAAAACAAACUGACAAGCAGCUUUAAUAAAAAGGUUUAAGCUUGA